UGUUGAUGUGGACAUCAAUAUCUUCUGCUAAAAAAACGUACACGGAUACAAUAUCAGUUAUCUUAAUGUAUGUGAAUUGACAUUUGCACUGUAUAUCAGUCUUGACACCGCAAGCAUAGACAUGAUACGAGAUGUAGUUUGCAUUGUCAUAAAUGUUAGACUUGAUUUAGCAUUACUGAAAGUAAUCUCUCACGACUAGUAUAAAGUGACAUGUGAUGUAGACAAGAUCUGAGUAAAUUCUACAGACAUUCAUCGGCUCGAUAGGAGAAGUUUUUUUUAUUGAAACAUUUGUAUUACUCUCGCUAUUAUCGAAAAUGAAACUAAAAUUCAGGAUUGCGGUACUUUUACUUUGCUUUAUCUCAAAAUCAACAUUCGGCGAUACAAUUGAUAACGAAGUAGACCAGUGCUCAUUACCGGAAAAUUUGGUGAAAGAAAUUGAAAGCUAUGCCCCGACUGUUAACAAAAUAAUAAACGAAACUGUUAAUGGAUUGUAUAAGGGUACAACAUGGCAAGAGUUGGCCACAUUUGUCGAUAAGUUUGGUCCACGUUUAUCUGGUAGUCAGGUUCUUGAAAAUGCUAUUGACUACAUGCUCGAUAAGUUGGUCAAACAUGGAUUGGAAAAUGUGCACGGCGAAGAAGCAGUUUUACCUCAUUGGGUCAGAGGUAAGGAAUCCGCUACCUUGCUUCAACCAAGAGUGAAAGAUAUUGCGAUGCUUGGAUUGGGGUACAGUGUCGGAACGCCCACAGGAGGCAUUACUGCGUUAGCCAUCGUACUAAAGAGUUUCGAUGAACUUCGUCAACGACGCACUGAGGUGCCUGGAAAGAUAGUUGUUUAUAAUCAAGAUUUUGUGAGUUAUGAAGAAACUGUUAUAUACAGAAGCAGGGGAGCGUCAGAAGCUGCAAAAUUUGGCGCAGUUGCAGUCUUGAUCAGAUCUAUCACACCAGUUUCUAUCUACUCACCACAUACUGGCAUGAUGACUUAUCAAACAAAUAUUACUAAAAUUCCAGCUGCGUGUAUCACAAUUGAAGAUGCGGCCAUGUUAAACAGAAUGGCUGACAGAGGCGAAACGAUGAUGAUCAAUAUUAGAAUGGAAGCCCAGUCUCUACCAGCAGUCAAGUCUCGGAACACAAUUGCAGAAAUCAUUGGAGCUGAGAACCCUGAGAAAGUAGUAGUUGUAUCCGGACAUUUAGAUAGCUGGGAUGUAGGCCAGGGUGCUAUGGAUGAUGGAGGUGGUGCAUUCAUAUCAUGGAACUCUUUGAGAAUCUUGAAAGCUCUAAAUCUACGACCACGAAGAACGAUAAGGGCUAUUCUUUGGACUGGUGAAGAGAUUGGGAUCGUGGGAGCUCAUCAAUAUAUUCAGUCACAUAAAGCUGACAGGCAAAAUCUUCAAUUUGUGAUGGAGUCUGACAUAGGUACAUUCACUCCGAUAGGACUUGCCUUUACGGGUUCGAAGGAAGCCCAAUGCAUUCUGAAAAAGAUAAUGAACUUAUUGGAACCAAUAAAUGCUACAAUGGUUCGAAACCCAAACGAAGGCCCUGAUAUAACGGAAUGGGUAGAUUUAGGGGUACCAGGAGCUUCGCUGUGGAAUGAUAACGGCAAAUACUUUUGGUACCAUCAUUCAAAUGGUGACACCAUGUCCGUUGAAGAUCCGCAUGCACUCGACCUAUGUGCUGCAUUGUUCGCUGCAGUUUCAUACGUUAUGGCUCAGCUGAGUGUUGAUCUACCACAUAAUAACUAGUAUUGCUCAUUUACAUCACCGUGAAAUUACGUCAAGUUUAUAGUAAUAUUUCCAACUUUUAUAAUAAAAUACAAAAUAUAUCAGAA
This is a messenger RNA of Neodiprion fabricii, 1825 nucleotides long. Its product is annotated as carboxypeptidase Q-like. The transcript is spliced from 6 exons. NCBI's taxonomy places the organism in Eukaryota, Metazoa, Arthropoda, Insecta, Hymenoptera, Diprionidae. Bases 315 to 1739 code for a protein of 474 amino acids. The record is from RefSeq and is a predicted model, not a curated record. Gene Ontology annotation, biological process: proteolysis; peptide catabolic process. Gene Ontology annotation, molecular function: metallodipeptidase activity.